Branchiostoma floridae (Florida lancelet) is the source of this 4300-nucleotide messenger RNA. RefSeq names its product E3 ubiquitin-protein ligase Arkadia-like. Lineage: Eukaryota; Metazoa; Chordata; Leptocardii; Amphioxiformes; Branchiostomatidae. The record is from RefSeq and is a predicted model, not a curated record. Gene Ontology annotation, molecular function: ubiquitin protein ligase activity. Bases 373 to 4092 code for a protein of 1239 amino acids. The transcript is spliced from 18 exons. Gene Ontology annotation, biological process: protein ubiquitination; negative regulation of organ growth.
UCUGCGAUUUAGCUUAAAUUUCUCAUCACUAAAACACAAUCGUGGUAAAAAUACAGUAGCAAACUGGAGUUUAGUAUACAGUGAAGUGUUAUACGGGACAGGCCUGUGUUUUUACCCCGUUUAUAAGGCGGGAGAAGCGAAUUUCUGCGAUGUCGCCAUGUCGUAUUUAGGUUAGCCUCUGUCACUUCCGGCUGACUCAGUCUUUGUACACAAAAAAGUGACGAGCAAAAAUUCAGACCCAAAACCUACAAAAUAACGUCAGUACUUAUAACAGAGAUUCCAGAUAAGGAAAAUUUUGCUGCAGUACUCCAAGAAAAGUAAGGGGGCGCUCAUCUGGUAUUGAUUAAGGAGCCUGUUGCCAUUACCAGUUCGAUGGAUGGAAUGAGAGAGAACCCUUUAGACGAUGCCAGUAUCAACCUGGUGGAUAUGGAGAGUCUGCCCAGUCUGGAGAAAGGUGCAGGAUCUCUUGAUUUAGUGAUGGGUGACCAGGAAUCCAACUCAGCGACGGAUGAAGAGAUUGACGUUGUUUCUUGCGAGGAACAGCGGUUAUCUUUGAACUUCUCGACCUCGGACGAUGCAAUGGAGACGGGCGGGGACGCAAACAGCGACCAAUCGGGCGACGCCACAGACUCUACGGAGCAAACCAAGCCGGGAUCGGACGAUUGCAAUAAGAACCCAGCUCCUCUCGACUACUCCAAGACAAGCGACUUGGGAAAGCCGAUUAAAAAGGAGAGCCAAACAGUCAUCAAUGUUAGUCUCUCGCCAGGAAACAAUACGGACCGUCACAGGCCCACAAACUCUGUUGACAAUCAGAGCGACGGCAAUACGGAAUUGGAAAGAAGUUCUUUUAACCCUAGCAGGACGCUUAACAGCUUUGGCGUGGGGAGAAACAGUUUUAGUAGAAGCGUAGCAGAUACCAGGGAGAAGACUUGUAAGGCGUUAGACAUGGUGGUGAGAGCAAAACAAGAGAGAAGAGAGGACGGACAGGGGGUUGGGAGGUCAAACGCGGGGAACAGUCGCGAGUUUAGCCGUCAGGAACGAGACGAAAUCAGUCAUCACAGAGAGAACAACAACGUUUUUGGACAGAAUCACGCGUUUAGCCCCGUAGGGGGUCUACGGGAAAGGAACGUUGUGGAAUUUCGUGAUCUCUUGUACGGAGCGAGCCGGCGUGAAGAGCGUGUUUCUUCCGGGGAUCGGGAGAGCGGCGCGCACGCAUCAGGGAUCAGGGUGAAAAUGGAGUCUUCCCAGAAUGCAGCAGGACGAGGGUUCUGGCAGGUGGCAGAAGAGGAGGAGAGGCUGGACCAUCCGUUUCAUGAUGUGGGGGAGGGAGAGGGAGGUGGGGACCGACCAGUAGUGGUGAAGGCAGAGGGAGGGUGUGCCCAGGAAGGUUCGACCAGCAGUGAUUCAGUGACCUUGUCUCAACGAUUGGAACACGCAGCGGAGCAAUGGCAGACCUGUUCGCUGUCGGAGCGAAGCCCCAGAGACGGCGCCGCGGGGGAAACCGGACACCGGAGUCCUGUCUGGGAAACCUCCGACUGGGGAGGGGAGGGCGAGGAAAACUGGGAGACGUGGGACGUACCAUUUCAGAGCGAGGGGGCGCAGGAUAGCGUGCGAGUGCUGCCAGUCUGGGCCUCACCCAACAGGGAGGAAAACUGUCCUAGAUUUUCCCAGUUGAGUCCUGGCUCCUCUGCGAGUUCAGACCUGGACGUUGUGAGCAUCGACGACUCCGGAGACUCCCGACCCCACGAAAACAGCAUCACCGUGGGGUGGCGCAACAACGAUCUACUCAGCCCCAUUCCUAACCAUGAAGCAGAUGUAGAGACUGACCUCUCAGUGGAUGUGCUGACCCCUGACCCCAUGUUGACCUCUCACCCCCACCGGAAGACCAAUGACAGGACCCAGACUCCAGAGGCCAUCGACCUCACCUCGGAUGACAGCGAGAUCGAGAUUGUCUCCGAACCACGGCCUCAUGCAAGGAAUAGCCAGAAGCAUAAACGGGAAGAGGGCAGAGGUCAUCACCAUGGUAACAAUGACCAGAACACCCCUAUUGUUGUUGACCUAACUGGAUCAGAUGAAGAGGCAGCAGCCAGCCCCCGUAACCCCCCCACAUCUCACAUGCGGGACCGAAACUUCAUCCUGGGUCUCAGCGACCUCCCAUCAUCCUCCACUUCUCACCACCGCGAGGCGUGUUCCAACACCCGCGGGACGACGCACCGCCAGCACGGUACGAACCACGGCGCGUCUCCGCGGCCCCAGGUCCCCGGAUCGUCCCAGCGGAUGCCUCACUUCCAUCACCACAGCCCACGGCCGAUCCAACCAAGGGUCCAUCGCCCGUCCUGCCAGUUCCAGACCUCGCGACCCGGCUGCCACACGUCCCCGAACCCCCACGCCACCGCCCGCCCUCACGUGCACUCCCCGUCGUGCCUCGUGCACCGCAGGCCGUUUAACGGUGCGGGCGGGCACGGGCACGCCUUCCGCCACCUCCCGUCGUGUCGCUUCCAGAGCUCGCCGCGGUUGGACCCCCCUCCGGAGCCGUGCGAGCAGGGGGGUCACGACCUGACCUGCGAUGACCCCGACACCUGUCCAGAUGCGGACGCACCAUGCGAGGACCAGCCACCUUGUGACACUGCUACUGAUGCCCAUGGGACCCCCCACGAUCGCUGCUCCCCUGGGGUGGGGUCGCGGGGUCAGUGCACCCAUCUCCGUGCCGUGUGCUGCAGUCGUCUCUCGUGUUCCCACCUGCAGAAUCCCCCGCCGUGCCGCCUGCACCGCCAUCACUGCCAGUGUUCCAGAUGUCAGAGUCGCUCACAUGUUCACCACCACCAUCACUUCCUGCCCCGCCCUGUCCCUGCUCACUCCCCCCAUGUAACCCCCUCCCCCUCCAUCACUUCCCCAUCCCCUCCCCACCACCACCCCUCCCCCCCUCAGCCUGUCAACCUCCGUGCCUCCCCUCCCCGAAACACCCCCCCUCCCCUCCUGGAGUCACCUCCAUCCGACUCCCCACCCUCCUCCAUUUCAUCCUUCCUCAAUGUGAGCAGUGCCUCCUCCACCGCUCCCAGUAGUGACUCCCCCCCUUCGCUCUUCUCCAACCCCUUCCACCAAACCCCCCCUACCUACCUCCCAAACGACCAACUCUCUCACUCCAGCCCCUUUUGCCCCCCUCCCCCACCGCCCCCUCUCCUCCCACCUCACUCUGGACCCCCCUCAGGACCAACCCAGACCCACCCCCCUGGUUUAAACUCGUACCCGACCCUCCCUGUGGCACCGGCACCCCCUCAAGGUGACUCGAACCCUUCAGCCCCACCCCCUGGCUAUGCCUGGGUCGGACACACGCCAGUUCCCAUCAUGCAUCAGCGACUCCUGGCUGUACAACAGCGUAUGCAAGAGCAGCAGCGUCGGCGAAUGACGGCCCAUCUCCAGGGUCGUCCUGGCGACCGUGCGGCGCAACAGCAGGCCAUGCAGUUCCACAUGCAGCGCCAGAUGGAGGGUCGCACCUGGGCAGAACAGCCCGUACCGUUGGACCCUACGGAGCCAUACAUGGACGGAGGUGCGAUGACACCACAGGCGGAACACAGACAUGUGCAUCAGCACUGGCACCACUUCCACCCCUCCCCGCCACGCAUGGCACCCUUCAACGUGCCACACGUACAUGUCAACUAUGGACCAAUUCCUCCUCCCAUGAUGCACCUGCCUCCCAUGCCCCCCAUGCCGACCGGAAUGAUUGGCAGGCCGCUGCACUUCAUGUUCGGCCGUCCCACGUUCGAGGACCUUAUGCAGUUAGAACAGCACCUAGGACAAGUCAACAGAGGUGCCUCACAAAGCACAAUCGAAAGAAAUACAUUUCCAUACAAAUAUCAGAAGCAUAAAGCUGCCUCUGCAGAAGAAGAUGCGGCAGGUUCAGGUGGCGAUGAGGACGAAAAGUGCACAAUAUGUCUGUCUCACUUCAUGCAGGGGGAAGAUGUCAGGCGAUUACCCUGCAUGCAUCUGUUCCACAUCGUCUGUGUGGACCAGUGGCUCACGACCAAUAAGAAGUGUCCAAUCUGCCGCGUGGACAUCGAAACACAGGGAGAGUUCGAAAAGGGACAGAGCUAGAGAUACGCGCUAUAUGGGGGGUGUAUAUUGGUACGUGUAUAUGUGUGGGCGGCCUUUUGCAAUAACGUAAAAUGGUGAAAAGUAUUAUUUUGUCUGUCUGUAGAUUUGGAGAGUCUAUAUAUAUAUGAAGCAUCUUCCUGUAUCCUUGCCACAUAUGCCAAAAGCCACAGCUAAAAACAAGUGUCUGCAAAAUGGUAGCAUUGAGCUU